Messenger RNA from Peromyscus eremicus (cactus mouse), 1421 nucleotides. It is a transcript of the gene Scamp4, whose product is annotated as secretory carrier membrane protein 4. Gene Ontology annotation, cellular component: recycling endosome membrane; trans-Golgi network membrane. The transcript has 7 exons. Bases 311 to 1000 code for a protein of 229 amino acids. Lineage: Eukaryota; Metazoa; Chordata; Mammalia; Rodentia; Cricetidae. The record is from RefSeq and is a predicted model, not a curated record. Gene Ontology annotation, biological process: protein transport.
GCCGGGGCCGACUACCUAGGCUCGGGGAGUGUCGCGCGCGUCCCGGGGGGCGGUGGGCGUGCUCGUGCGCGAGCAGUCCAGGCUAGUACGCGUGCGCACAGAGGGCUUUGUCCCUACCGCGCCCUCACGCCGUCCGUUUGCUGCGCACGCGUGUACCCUACUUCUCAUUCCGGAAACUCCGUGAUUUCUAGUUGCUUCCGGUUAUCUGUUCCGGGUCAUCGCAGUUAGUCCCCUGCCUCAGGGUUGUGGAUUCACCAUCGUGACAGCAGGUGGGCCCUUCUGCCUGGGUGCCAGGUCAGCCGGUACAGAAAUGGCAGGAAAGGAGAACAACUUCCCGCCCCUGCCCCGCUUUGUGCCGCUGAAGCCCUGCUUCUACCAGGACUUCUCCGACGAGAUCCCCGUGGAGCACCAGGUGCUGGUGAAGAGGAUCUACCGGCUGUGGAUGUUUUACUGUGCCACUCUGGGUGUGAACCUGGUGGCCUGCCUGGCCUGGUGGAUUGCGGGUGGAGCGGGGGCCAACUUCGGCCUGGCCAUGCUCUGGCUGCUUCUCUUCACUCCCUGCAGUUAUGUGUGCUGGUUCCGGCCUGCAUACAAGGCCUUCCGAGCUGACAGCUCCUUUAACUUCAUGGCGUUCUUCUUCAUCUUCGGAGCACAGUUUGUCCUGACCGCCAUCCAGGCCAUCGGCUUCUCAGGCUGGGGCGCAUGUGGCUGGCUGGCAGCUGUUGGAUUCUUUGGGGUCAAUGUUGGGGCAGCUGUGGUCAUGCUGAUCCCGGCCAUCUUGUUUUCCUUGUCCGCUGUCAUGAUGGCCGUCGCACUUGUGAGGGUGCAUAGGAUCUACCGUGGGGCUGGUGGAAGCCUCCAGAAGGCACAGACGGAGUGGAACACUGGUACCUGGAGGAACCCCCCAUCGAGGGAGGCCCAGUUUAACAACUUCUCUGGGAAUAGCCUGCCCGAAUACCCCACUGUCCCCAGCUACCCCAGUGGAGGCCAGUGGCCUUAGGCUCUGACUCCUGCCGCCACCCUUGGUCCUGAAGCCCGAGCGUCUCCGCGAGAUCCCGGAGGUCCUCCGCCGUGUCCGUCUCCUGCCCGAACCCUCAGCAAACUGCCUGCCGGCUGCUGUCCACUGCCGUUCCGCCAGAGCCGCUGGGUGGUCGCCCCGCUCCCGCCUGGCCAGGGGGUGGGUGGCCUGCACCACCAGGCUCCUGUCCGUUGUGUGCCUGAGACAUACUGCUGAGCCCCAGAGGGAGCACUUGUGGAUGGAGGCAGGAGCAUGGCUGGUGUGGCUGCAUCCUCAGCUCUACCAUCCAGUCCAGCCCUGUGCUCCUCUGGGGACAGGGUCCUGCAGCUUCCUUGUCCUGUCCCUAGUGGCAGGGACAUCCUGCUGUCCCCACCCCCAUCCACGAUCCUGAGUAGACCUCCGC